Centrocercus urophasianus (Greater sage-grouse) is the source of this 2653-nucleotide messenger RNA. RefSeq names its product protein kinase domain containing, cytoplasmic (gene PKDCC). The record is from RefSeq and is a predicted model, not a curated record. The transcript has 7 exons. Gene Ontology annotation, biological process: protein phosphorylation. Bases 1 to 1497 code for a protein of 498 amino acids. Gene Ontology annotation, molecular function: non-membrane spanning protein tyrosine kinase activity; ATP binding. Lineage: Eukaryota; Metazoa; Chordata; Aves; Galliformes; Phasianidae.
AUGAGGCGCAGGAAGACGGCGGUAGCGGCCGCCUGCUGCCUCGCCCUGCUGCUGGGCACCCUGCUCAACGUGCUCUUCGUGCCCGGCUCCGAGCUCCCUCCGCCGCCGCCCCGCGACGGGGCCCCCCCAUCCCCGCCCGGCGCCCCCCUGGAGCCGCCGGAGGAGGAGGGCGGCGGCGGGCGAGCUGCGUUGGCGCGGCAGCUCCGCGAGCGCUACGAGGAGGUUCUGCGCUACCGGCAGCCGCGGGCGGCGGGGGUGCGCCGGGCGGUGCGGCCGCGGGAGCGGCGCCUAAUGGACCUGGCCCCGGCGCGCACCUCGGCCGAGCAGCAGCAGCAGCCGCGGGGCCGGGCGGCGGCGGAGCGGGGCCGGGCCUCGGCCGAGCUGGGGCUGGAGCCGCCGCCGCUGGGCUGCCGCGAGCUGCGCGCCGCCGGCGGCGUGCAGUACCUGGGCUCGGGCUACACCAAGGCCGUCUACAAAGCGGUGCUUAACCGGUCUCUGGCCGUGGCGCUGAAGGCGGUGGAUUUCGGAGGGCACGACGUCGCCCGCUGCGUGCGGCAGUUCGCGGCUCUGGCCGACUGCUACCGCUUGGCCGCCUACAAGAUCGUCAAGGAGAUGGUGCUGCUGCAGCGGCUGCGCCACGCCAACGUCCUGCAGCUCUAUGGCUAUUGUUACCAAGAUAGCAACGACAUCCCAGACACACUGACAGCCAUCACCGAACUAGGCUCACCUUUAGAGAUGAUUCAGCUUUUACAGACUUCCUGGGAAGAUAGAUUUCGAAUAUGUCUCAGCUUAGUUCGGCUUUUGCAUUAUUUGGCUCACUCUCCUCUUGGCUCUGUGACACUGCUGGAUUUUCGCCCUCGACAGUUUGUGAUUGUGGAUGGGGAGCUGAAAGUGACGGAUCUAGAUGAUGCCAGUAUUGAGGAAAGCUCUUGCACCAGUAACAGUGACUGCUUUAUGGAGUUCCCAGCACGAAACUUCACUCUGCCUUGUUCUGUUGAGGGACGGUGCCAAAACAUGAAUGAAAAGAGGAACCUCUACAAUGCCUACAGGUUUUUUUUCACAUACCUUCUGCCACACAGCGCGCCGCCCUCACUGAGACCAUUACUGGAUAAGAUAGUCAACGCCACAGGAGAGCUUCAUUGGGGGAUAGAUGAAACAGCUGCUCAACUAGAAAGAGUUUUGAAUCUGUAUAAGAGUGGAGAGUACCUGCAGAACACUACCCGGAUAUCGAAGUCUGAGUACCAUCGGGUGCCUGAAGCCUUUAUUCCUGAUGAGAACUACAGAUGCUGGCCAUCUUACCAUCACAAGGGCUGCCUCCUCUCUGUGUUUGACGUUAGUGAAGCCAUCGAGAUUUGUGACAGCUACUCCCAGUGCAAAGCUUUCGUCCUGACCAACCAGACGACUUGGACAGGUCGGCAGCUUGUCUUCUUCAAGGCGGCUUCAAAUCAUAUCAUGCCUGAUCCUGACAAGAUAACAUAUGUGAAAGUGACAGACUGACAGCUGAAGUGGCUCAGUCUGACGUGUGAGUGACCAGAGCUGUUUGUCUAUAAAUAUAGGCAGCUGUUAUGUAUAGGAUAGCUGUGUCCGAAGAGAUAAUUGCACUAUUACUCAUUCUAAUCUAUAGAGUGCUAAACAAAACUUUUAAGAAGUAACCUUCAUGACCAGGAUGAAUGUGCAAUAAGACAACAUUUUGAAAAUGUGAUUUUAAAAUGAAGCAAAAUACAAAAUACGAUACACUGUUGGGAUGUAAUUUUGGAUAUAAAUCAACUGGCAGCUCUAACUUUUCUAACCAAGGUUAGUGUAACUUUUCUGACCUGUGCGUGUGUGUACAGGGGCAGAAGUUGAUUAUUUCUAUGAGAAGUCUGUAUCUUCUACGUUGAUAUUUAUUUGAGCUUGUACAAUCACAACAGAGUAACUGAAGCAUGUGAAUUUGUAAGCUAAAUAUCAAACAUUGCUGAAGACAAUCAGCAUUCAUGUUAAAGCUAUCGAAUAUGCAAUAGCAACAUGUUUGUCAAAAUGAAAGAAUUGAUUAUGCUUAGAAUUGCAAGACUGUAGCUAAUUUUCAUUUUCGCUUCCAAUGUUAUCACAAAGGUUCAAUUUUUUUUUUAAUUUAAAAGAGCCAUUUUGUAGGCCUAGCAAAUCACAUAAGCAUUUGAAUGGUUCCCCUGAAAGGCAGGGGCUUACCCAAGUGCUGAAUGCAUUGCUGAAUAGGGAUAGGCCUAAGCAUAUGCUUACAAUUAAGCCUGUGCUUAAGACUUUCGUUGAAUCAAGUUUGAAUUGUUCAUGAAGUCACAUCUUUGACAAACUGGCAAAGCAAUCUAUCUGGUGGAACAGGACUAUUUUAUGGAAUAUCUUGCAGUUAUUCAUAUUUUUAUCAUCAAAUCCAUGGUUUUCUAAGGCACCGCUUGCUAAUUCUUAGAGUGAAUGAAGUAAAUGACCUUAAUAAUGGUAAUUGAAUGCUAGCCUUAAUUCUAUAUAAAAUGCUUUUUAUAGGCAUGGUGUGUCUAGAGAAUUUGCUUUCAGUGAAAGCAAUGAAGUAAAUGCUAAAGUGACCAAUGUCAUACUGUUUUGUAGUUUGUACAGCCAGGGAAAAAAAAAUGUGCAUUUGUUUCUUAAAUGGUUUAUUUUUGUAAUAAAUAAAAGAUAAAUACAA